AUGGCGUUUCAUGUUCAACUGGUACGUGAUCGGCUGGGAGGUCGUGAGAGCCUCUCCGCCGCCCAAGGCCUCCUCUGCCCCCUCAGCAGUGCAGAAGCCGGGAACCUGCCUGCGCCCGGGAGGAGGACCCGGAGAGCCCGCGCGACCGCUCGCCCAGCCCGGUUCCGGCACGCUGCCUCCGCGGCGAGCACGUCCGCAGGCCUGAGCAGCGGCCUCGCGCGCCCCACAGCCGGCGAGCUCCAGCUCCCGGAGAGCGGACCCGUCUUCCGCGGAAACGAAGAGACUGAGGCCCUAACGGGAGUUUCUCCGCGAGGCCGGAGAGCCGAGGGCGGCCGCCGCUCCCGUCGGCAUCGGAGAGGCUGCUCCGGGCGCCGCUCAGCCCUGCAGCCGUGCCAGCCCUUCGGGACAGGCCGCGGGCCGGGAGAGCCCGCCGCGCCUCCUCCCCGCAGCAACGCGGACCAACCCCCACCCCGCGGCGGCGGCCCGGAGCUCCCCCGCGCGGAGGCAGACGGCCCGCUCACCCGCUCGGCGCGUCCCGGGCCGGGGCUCGUUCCGGCGCUGGCGCAGCCGCGAUCCACUCCGCCGGCCGCCGGCCCAGGCAGCUCGGCGCGGAGGGGGGGCGCUUGGGCGGCGGGCUCCGCCCCCGCUGACGUGCCGCGAGAGAGCGCAGGGCGGGGCGCCGUCAAUCAAAGCAGGGCCGCCCCGGCACCGAUGGCAAGGCGGGUCUUCUGUCCCGGGCGGAAGCCGGCGGGGCUAGUCGCCGGGCUGCAGGGGAAGCUGGAGCCGAUGGCGGGGCGCCGGCGCGCUUCCUUCCCCAGCGAGAGGAAUCCCUCCGCGGCGCCUUCCGAGCGCUUGGGGCGGAGCCUCGGCGGCGGCCUGUGCCUCGCCCCUCCCUGCCCGGCACCUGCGCGGAGGCGGGUGCCCGGGAGGAGGCCCGUUUCCCGGGCGGAGUUGCCGGGUGGGCUCCCCUGCGGGGACGGGAAGAAACCGGGAUGGUAG
Messenger RNA from Candoia aspera, 999 nucleotides. RefSeq names its product skin secretory protein xP2-like. NCBI's taxonomy places the organism in Eukaryota, Metazoa, Chordata, Lepidosauria, Squamata, Candoiidae. Bases 1 to 999 code for a protein of 332 amino acids. The transcript is spliced from 3 exons. The record is from RefSeq and is a predicted model, not a curated record.